AUGUAUAACGGAAUUGGAUUAAAAACACCAAGAGGUUCAGGUACUAAUGGAUAUAUUCAAAUGAAUAUAGCUCAUAUUCGUCAUGCUAGGAAUAAUUUAAGAGAAUAUGAAAAAUUUCGAAAUGAAGUAAAGAUGAAUAAUAUAGUAGACAAAAAAUAUACCUGUGAUUAUUCUAUUAUUGAGCAUUCUGAAAAAAGAAAAAUAGAACUAGAUGUUUUAUUAUAUGAAGAAAAAAUGAAAGAAGAAGGCAAAGAAAAUAUUGAGGAGUUAGUUAAUAAUUAUAGAAAUAAAUUAUAUGAUGAAUACUAUAAAAAUAAAAAAAUUGAAGAAAAAUACAAUGUUAAUUCAAAUCGUCCUAUUGACGCAAAUGAAAAUACUCAUAUUCUUAAUGAAAAAAAAAGAAGGCAAAUAAAAAAUUUUGAAAAAAUUCUGAAGAUUAACAAAGAGAAGAAGAAAGAUAAAAUAGAAGAUUUAAGUUAUGACAAGAAAGAGAAUCAUUCGAAUAAAGUAGAACAUAAUGGAGAAAAAAAAAAAAGGAAAAAAAAAAAAAAAAAAAAAAANGAAAAAAUAUCUAUUUCAUCAUAUUCAGGUGAUUCAAAUGAUUCAAAUGAUUCAAAUGAUUCAAGUGAUUCAAAUAGUUCAAAUAAUUCAAAUGAUUCAAAUAGUUCAAAUAAUUCAAAUGAUUCAAAUAGUUCAAAUAAUUCAAAUGAUUCAAAUAGUUCAAAUAAUUCAAAUGAUUCAAAUAGUUCAAAUAAUUCAAAUGAUUCAAAUAGUUCAAAUAAUUCAAAUGAUUCAAAUAGUUCAAAUAAUUCAAAUGAUUCAAAUAGUUCAAAUAAUUCAAAUGAUUCAAAUAGUUCAAAUAAUUCAAGUGAUUCAAAUGAUUCAAAUAAUUCAAAUGAUUCAAGCGAUUCAAAUGGUUCAAGCGAUUCAAGUUGUUCAAAUGAUUCAAGUUAUUCAAAUAAUUCAAGUUAUUUAAAUGAUUCAAGUAAUUCAAGUUAUUCAAAAGAUUCAAGUAAAUCAAGCUAUUCAGUAACCUCAAGAAGUUCAAACUCUUCAGAAGAUUCAAAGAAUAAAAAUAAGUUAAUAAAUAAAAAUUCUUUGAAAAAUUCAAAGGAUUUAUCUCAUUCAAGAAAUUCAUACAUUGAUCCAUCCAUUAAAUUAAAGUUAAAGAAAUAUGAAAGGAAAAAUAUCUUUAAUAAUAAAAAAAAUAAAAGAAACUACUCAAGCAGUCAAUACUCAAAUACAAAUUCAACCAUUAGUAGUAAUGUAAGUAGUGUAAAUGAAAAAAAGAGAAGAAGCAAUAAAAAAAAUUUACAUAUAUAUGGAAGUGAUAAUGAUUCUGAUUUUAUUCACAAAAAGAAUGAUAAAAAGAAAAGGAACGAUAGUGAAAGUAGUAUUUCAUCACAAGAUAAGAAAAAAAAAAAGAAAUUUAAAAGUUAUCCUAUGAAUCAUGAGAAAUUAAAAGAUAAUUUGAAAAAUUCAAAAAAAAAUAAUCUUUUAAGCAACGAAGAAACUUUAAGGAUAAUCAAAAAUAUUAAAAAAUAUUACAGUAAAAAAAAAAGUAAUUCUAUAAAUAGUGAAUAUAAAAAAUCCUCUGAAUCAAAUUUAUCUGUUAGUAGUAACUCAUCACUUGAUAAAAAAAAAAAUAAGGAGAGAGUGAGGUCUUUGGAAAAUGUUAAUAAUUCACAUUUAUCUUGUAAUAAUAAAAAUAUAUUAAAUAAAAAAAGGGUUACUUACGAUAGCAUUUCUUAUAGUUCAAGUUGUGAUUCUCACAAUAGUACGGGAGAUGAAGAACAAAAAACAAAUGUACAUUUGAAAAGGGAUAAAGAAAAAAAAAAAAAAAAAAAAGUAAGUGAUAGAAAAUUCGUAGGAUAUAAAAAGAGCAAAGAUGAUUAUAUAGAAAAAUUAGAUAGCAUAAAAAAAAAAUUAGAAAAAACAAAAAGGAGAGAAGAAAGUGGAGGUAGAGAUGAAAGUGAAGUAAAAGGAGAAACUAAAAGAAAAAGAGAAAGAAUAAUUGAAAGAGGAAGAGAAAGUAAAAGCGAAAGCGAAAUUGAAACUCAAACUAAAAGAAAAAGAGAGAGAGAAAAAGAAAGAAAAAGAAAAAAAGAAGGAAUCAAUAAGGGAGAAAGUGAAAUAGAAAGAGAAACUGAAAGAAAAAGAGAAGGAAAGAGAGAGAUAGAAAGAGAGAAAGAGAAAGAGAAAGAGAAAGAGAAAGAGAAAGAGAAAGAGAAGGAGAAAGAGAAAGAGAAAGAGAAAGAGAUAGAUAGAUAUAGAUAUAGAGAUAGAGAUGUAGAUAGAAAUGGAAAUGGAGAAAAAAAAAGAGAAGGAAUAGAUAAAAAAGAAAGUGAACCUGGAAUUGAAACUAAAAGAAAAAAAGAGAUAAAAAGAGAAAGAUAUGAAAAAACUGAAGGAGAAAAUGUAAUAGAAAGAGAAAAUGAAAAAAAAAAGGAUAAGGAAAGAGAGAGAAAAAGAAAAAAGGAAAGAGAACCUGAAAUUGAAACUAAAAGAAAAAAAGAGAUGAAAAGAAGAAGAGAAGAAGAAAGUGAAGGAGAAUGUGUAAUAGAAAGCGAAAAUGAAAAAAAAAAGGAUAAGGAAAGAGAGAAAAAAAGAAAAAAGGAAAGAGAAAGAAUAAGUAAAAGAGAAGCUGAAAUUAAAAUUGAAAAAAAAAAGUGA
Molecule: messenger RNA, 2673 nt
Organism: Plasmodium relictum
Lineage: Eukaryota; Apicomplexa; Aconoidasida; Haemosporida; Plasmodiidae
Product: conserved Plasmodium protein, unknown function
Exons: 1
Coding region: 1-2673 (890 amino acids)
Source: RefSeq, a predicted model, not a curated record